This is a messenger RNA of Entrophospora candida, 1068 nucleotides long. Lineage: Eukaryota; Fungi; Glomeromycota; Glomeromycetes; Entrophosporales; Entrophosporaceae. The record is from the annotation of a GenBank genome assembly.
AUGGAGCCAACAAGACUGGCAAAGCUUGUUAACGAUAAUAGUAAAAAUGAUACGGUUGGUAGUGGUAAAGAUAGUAAUAAUAAGAGCAACAAGCGUGGUAGAAAACCAAAAAAUUCCAAUUUAGAAAAUAGUAAUAACAAUGAUAUCGAUAAUUCUGGUGGAAAAGAUGAUGCGAAUAAUGAUAAUAGUGUAAAUACUGGCGCAAAGUCUAAUAGAGGUAGAAAGAAAAAGGUAGCAACAGUUGAAAUUGAUAAAAAAGGAGCAGAAGAACAAGUAAAAUCACCUGAAACUACUACUGCAACAACAACCAAACCUGCUCGAGGAAGAAAGAAAAAAGUAGUUGACGAUACUCAAAGCUCCAAUGAAACCAAUAAAAAAAAUACUGAUGUAGAAAUUGAGAAAUCAUCUCCAACCACUACCGUUACUACUACUACCUCCUCAACCAGAGGAAGAAAGAAAAAAAUAGCUGAUGGAGAUGACAAAUCUGGUGAAUCUAAUACAAUGGAUGCGAAUAUUAACGAGCCAGGAACUGAAGUUAAUAAAGAAAUAAUCAAGAGUGCUAUUAACACCACUAAAACUAAGCCAACAAAGGGAAGAAAGAAGAAAGAAGUAACUUUUGAUAAUGAACCUGCAGAAAAUAAAAAUAUUUUUGACGUAGAAAUGGAUGUUGAACCAUCCGCAUCCGCUAAUACCACAACCACCAAAACCAAAUCAACAAGAGGAAGAAAGAAAAAAGCAGCUGAUGACGAGAGUGACAAGGCUAUUAAUAAUAACACUGAAUCCAAUACAGUUGCUGAUGCAGAAAUAAAAACACAAACUAAAUCUUCCAAAGUUACCAGCACUACUGCUAAAACUACCAAGGGAGAAGUAAAAACAAAAACCUUGACAAGUAUUGAUGAAGAAGAUGAAAUGAAAGGCGUAGAAAACGAAUUACAACAAGAAGAUCCUGUAUCUACUAGUAACAAAGGAAGGAAAAGAAAGGUAAAUGAGGUCGUUGAAGAAGAGAAACCCAAGAAAAGACACGCAAAAAAACAAGAAACUGCGUUUAGUACACCAAUUAGCACUUGA